Messenger RNA from Zeugodacus cucurbitae (melon fly), 2765 nucleotides. It is a transcript of the gene Atac3, whose product is annotated as poly [ADP-ribose] polymerase tankyrase. The transcript is spliced from 11 exons. The record is from RefSeq and is a predicted model, not a curated record. Gene Ontology annotation, cellular component: nucleus. Gene Ontology annotation, biological process: positive regulation of transcription by RNA polymerase II. The coding region runs from base 246 to 2207 and encodes 653 amino acids. Gene Ontology annotation, molecular function: protein binding; transcription cis-regulatory region binding. Lineage: Eukaryota; Metazoa; Arthropoda; Insecta; Diptera; Tephritidae.
AUUAAAAGUGACCAAGCCAGUUUGUGUAAUGCAAUGUGAAAUGGCAGUGUAAAUUUAAUAAAAAUAAGUUUUUGCAUUAAAAAGUUGUAUAAAAUUCACGCAGUAUUGAAAAUUAUUACGAAAUAAGUGUGUAAAGGUCGUUUGCAUGUUCGGAUAUUUGAUUACAAUACGCCAACAUUAGCCUACAAGUUUGACCCGGUCUCAGGAAGUUCGCAGCAAAAGGCAUAGUGAAACGAACGUGGAAAAUGGUCGGCGGCGGUGGCGGUGGUGACAAUAAAGUUGUGGCCACUUUACGAGCGGAUGGCAGUGUAUAUCCUGCAAGUGGCACUUCCAUUGGACAAUUAGUGAAUUUAAUGAAUUAUAAAAUUCGUACGGAAGUGGAUGUCAGCAAUAAGGCGCUCAAUACAUUCAGUGUACCAACAACCGUAGUGGAUUUGGGUAAACAACUAUUACAAUACGCGCGUGACGGUGAUCUGAAGGGUGUGAAGAAUAUGUUAUCGCGCGGUGCACCAUUUACCUCCGACUGGUUGGGCAUGUCGGCGCUACAUUUCGCAGCUAUGAAUAACCAAUAUGAAGUCUGUGAUGCGCUACUAAAGGGCGGCAUCAAUAAGGACUCCAAAACAAAAGUCGAUCGUACACCACUGCAUAUGGCCUGCUUCUACGGCAACGAACGCAUAGUCGAACUGCUGCUAUCCAAGAAGUGUGUAGUGAAUCCAAGAGAUAUGCUGCGCAUGACACCAUUGCAUUGGGCUGUAGAGAAGGGACACAAAUCCAUUGCGCGCCUACUGCUCAAGCACAAUGCUGAUGUGACACUUACUUCUAAAUUCGGCAAAACACCCAUCGCACUUGCGGUGCUGACGGAGCAAGCCGACUUACUCGAGGAAUUGGAGACGGCACGCCAGUCGCAAAUAAACCGCAAAUAUAAUGAGGAGCAUGAGGUGCGGUCCAAACGUUGCAAAAAAGAGACAUCGGAUGCAGUGAACUCUAUAAUGGGCUUGACCACAUUUAGCACGGAAGAGCCAAUGAGUUCAACAAAAAUCACAUUGGAAGUCGAUGAUGAACUAACAAAUAAUAGCGACUUCGCCGAGUCCAAAAUGUCCGAUUUGGCGAACAUUAAGGAAACUGGCGUGCUAGACAAAACCACUAUUAAUAUGCUCAAGGACCACGGCAUUUCCAUGAUGCCAGAGGACGAAGACACUUCCAAGGAGUUACUCACCACAGCCUUACAGAAUGGCCGCCAAUUGGUGCUCUCCGAGGGUGGCAAAUUGUUGCUUAAUGAAACGAAAAAAAUACACAACAACAACAAUAUCAUCAGCAGUAAAAGUGCCUCCAGCAGCAGCAGUGGAAAUACGAAUGCCAACACCAGCAAUGUGAGAAAUUAUACAGUCUUGCCUGUGCGCGGUACGCUAGCGUCGCGUACACAAAACUAUAAAGCGCGCGCCAGCAUCAUAUCGAAAGCGAAAGACAAUCUCAAUAUGUAUAAGAACGUGCGCAUUAUUUCACUAAACGAUUUUAAAAAGUUUUACGGCAAUACAAACAUUAAGGGCGUGCAAAAAAUCCCAGCUUCCAUGGCGAGCGAACGUUUGGCGCGCAUAAGGCAAAUUAGCGAAGAACAACGAAUACUUAAUCCUGGCAAUCGACAGGUUUACACGAAUACACGCACCUUUGCACAGCGACAGUUAAAAUCUGGCCAAACUAUUGUAAAAACCGAGCAACCGUCGUCUAUAAUAGCCGAGGAUGAUGAUAUCGAUUCGAUCAUACAAUUGGCGCCCACCGAUAGUGAUACCGAAAUGUCGGACGGCGAACAUGCGCAACAGCAGCAGCAGCAAGCGCAACAAGUGCAAAAACAAAAUCAGCAACCACAAAAAACGACUACCAUUAGCGUACAAGGCACUAAACAAUUGCUAAAUAUCUCAGCGCCGCCACUAAUACGUCAAUUAACGACCAAAACGGGUACGCUCGUUGGCACUAAACUCAAUACGUCCGGCGGUGAAGUCGCCAAGCCGCAAACAGGUUCCACUGUCAUUUCGCUAUUAUCUGUGCCGGAGAUAUGCCGCCAACUCUACGAGCUGCGACGGCAAAACGAUGAGCUAAAACGCAAAUUCGAAACGGCACAGAAGGAGAAGGAAGAGAUGCGUCAACGUUUGGAUCGUUUGGAGGAGUUGUUGCUGGUGGAGAAGACGGAUGAUGGCUAUGUGGAUACCUAGUGGUAGCCGUUAAAAUAUUAUUUUUUAAUUUCUUACUUUUUAUUUAAUUGCAAGUAUUUUGUAUUUUCUUACAAUAUACACUUAGAACACAUACACAUACAUAGGAAUGUAGUUGUGUAAUGAUCAUUCGUGCUAAAGCGCCUUUAAUUGAAUGUGAAUGUGGUCGCUCGCAAUAUGCAUUCGUUAACAAAACUAUAUUACAUUUAAUUAAAUAAGUACAGCGCUCGUCUGCAAUAUCGAGCCGUCAUAAAUAAGUUGAAAUAUCAUUUAAUUUAAUUUGUAACUGUAAAUAUUUAAUUUUAUGUUCUUCAUAACAUAACAUAACAUAACAAAGCAAAGCGUUGCACUUCGCCACUGAAUUUGUAAGGUCUAAAAGUUUGUAUGCUAAAUAUUCAUUAAAUUUCAAUAAGCACCAGUGUACUACACUUUAAUCGUCUCACAAUACUAAAUACAACAGCAGCAAAUUAAAUUUAAUUAAUUGAAUCAAUAUAAUGUUUACAUAUUGCUGUUACUUUAAUUUCAUUGUUGUUAAACAAAAUAAAUCAAAAGCUAAGAUAU